AUGGCCCCAGUCACAGGAAGUUGCUGGUGUAAGGCCGUCAAGUACGAGUUCGAUUAUGAGCCCACAGAGAAGAUCAUCUGCUACUGCAACACCUGCCAGAAAAUCCACUCGGCGCCCUUCGCCGUAAACAUGAUGGUCCCCGCUACAGAAGUCAAGAUCAUCGCAGGGGAAGACCAUCUACAGAGAUACAAAGGCACUCACGUCCUCGGCAUGCCAGUCACCACUGUCUUUUGCAAGAACUGUGGCAGCACUAUGCACAAGAUUGUCGAACUGGAAGGGUACAGUCACAACUUUGCCAUUCCGUCGGCGACUCUGGAUACCGUUGGGGAUACCUUGGGCUCGGAUGUGAUUGGGCCUGCGCAGGAAGCGUUCUUGUCUCAUAAGCCUAAAUGGAUGCCCGAGUUCCCAGGGUUGGAAUAUGCCUCUGCAGGUGGUUCCAAGUGA
Fusarium musae is the source of this 444-nucleotide messenger RNA. RefSeq lists its product as uncharacterized. Gene Ontology annotation, molecular function: carbon-sulfur lyase activity. The record is from RefSeq and is a predicted model, not a curated record. The transcript is spliced from 2 exons. NCBI's taxonomy places the organism in Eukaryota, Fungi, Ascomycota, Sordariomycetes, Hypocreales, Nectriaceae. The coding region runs from base 1 to 444 and encodes 147 amino acids.